GUUGUGGAUCUGUCUUGAACGUAAAUGGGGAAGUUGAAAUGGAUGCCAGCAUCAUGAACGGAAAAGACCUGUCUGCAGGAGCCGUGUCUGCAGUCCGCUGUGUAGCAAAUCCCAUUAAACUUGCGCGGCUUGUUAUGGAAAAGACACCUCACUGCUUUCUGACUGACCAAGGUGCAGCAAAAUUUGCAGCAGCCAUGGGGGUUCCAGAGGUUCCUGGAAAGCAGUUGGUAACAGAGAGAAACAUAAAGCGCCUUGAAAAGGAGAAGCAUGAGAAAGAUGCUCAGAAAUUAGACUGUCAAAAAAACUUGGGCACUGUGGGUGCAGUUGCCUUGGACUGCAGAGGAAACGUGGCUUAUGCAACCUCUACGGGGGGCAUCGUUAAUAAAAUGGUCAGCCGAGUAGGGGACACACCGUGUAUAGGAUCUGGAGGUUAUGCUGACAAUGACAUUGGAGCCGUUUCAACGACGGGGCACGGGGAAAGCAUCAUGAAGGUGAAUCUGGCCAGACUCGCUCUCUUCCACGUGGAACAGGGAAAGACGUUGGAAGAGGCUGCUGACAUCUCGUUGGGUUAUAUGAAGUCGAAGCUCAAAGGUUUAGGUGGCAUCAUCUUGGUCAGCAAAGCAGGAGACUGGGCAGUAAAGUGGACCUCUGCGUCCAUGCCCUGGGCAGCUGUCAAGGAUGGCAAGCUGCACUCUGGAAUUUAUCUUGAUGACACCGGUAUCACUGACCUGCCCUAAGCCCUGGAAGAUUGUAUUCUAGAUGCUAGCUUGGAGGUCAAGUACAGCUUCCUGUGUGGAGACUCAGCUUAAUCAAUUAGAUGUAGAAAUGGAAAAAGCCUGCAGUUUAUCACUCCUUUGGUUGCCUUAAUCAGUAAGUAUCUGAGUGCUUUUUCAUGUGUAGAAGAUAAACAAAUAC
Molecule: messenger RNA, 915 nt
Organism: Equus quagga
Lineage: Eukaryota; Metazoa; Chordata; Mammalia; Perissodactyla; Equidae
Product: isoaspartyl peptidase/L-asparaginase
Exons: 5
Molecular function (GO): asparaginase activity
Source: RefSeq, a predicted model, not a curated record